Molecule: messenger RNA, 2400 nt
Organism: Cordyceps militaris CM01
Lineage: Eukaryota; Fungi; Ascomycota; Sordariomycetes; Hypocreales; Cordycipitaceae
Product: C2H2 transcription factor Swi5
Exons: 1
Coding region: 1-2400 (799 amino acids)
Biological process (GO): regulation of transcription by RNA polymerase II
Cellular component (GO): chromatin
Molecular function (GO): RNA polymerase II cis-regulatory region sequence-specific DNA binding; DNA-binding transcription factor activity, RNA polymerase II-specific
Source: RefSeq, a predicted model, not a curated record
AUGCUGUCCAAUCCAACUACAGACCUUCACCCGAGGCAGAGGCAACACCGCCGCCAAAACUCGACACCCUCUGCCUCUGAGGUGAGGUCCCAGAACCUGCACACCCCCCUCAGCAACAUCAGCAACCGACGACGAGCCGCGGCCCAUCGUCGCGGCCUCAGCCUGGACACCCGACGCUUCCAGCAAAUGCUAACACCGACGACAACACAGCAGGACAGCACGGUAAGUAUGAGUACUAACAACACAGGAUUAGCCAACACUUCGCAGCAUCGACAACUGCGAGAAACGCAGCAGCAACGCACACAAGCACGCCCGGGCCAGCAGCCCAACCAGAAUCCCUACCUCGCCAUGAGGCACGGUGAUACUGAAAACUUUGUGAUUCCCCCCAACCAUGCCCCUUACAGCCAACGUUUCGAUGCCUCAUGUUUCGAGUCGAGCACUGCUCCCUUUGCCCCCUACGCCGAGCAGGUCAACAUGAUGAUGCAGAGAAACCAAGGGAGCUAUGGUACCAACUUGUCAAGCGCCAAGGACUUUGACCUCUUCACUGUCGAAAACGCCCAGUCCAUGCCCUCCUAUGCCGCCAUCCCAGAGAGCCCCAGCCAGGCUUGGGUGGCGGACGGAGGUAAUGCAACCAUCCGCCGCUCAGCUCGCCGAAUCAGCGACGGCAUCAUGGACCGCGUCGCCAUUUUUGAGAGUAUCAACAGUGAGGAGGCCCAAGUUCCUUCAACGCCACCCAACCAGCAUGAGGAUGGUGAGCCAGCUUGGUCGACCGAGUUUCUGUCUUCAAGUCUAACACCUGUAGCUUAUAUGCCGCCCACCCCUAGGGACACACCUCAUAACCGGGCUAUCAAGCAGGAAGCUCGCCCAGCCAGGUUCUCCGAGGACUAUGACGACAGCAUGGAGGAGACUCUCAAGCCCACACGCACCCGCAGUCACCCCCGUGCUCAAGACCUAUUCCAAGAUAUGCGCCAGCAAGCCCAGAUGACCAGUGCUGUGCUCAGCCCUCCACGGUCCACGCCACUCCCCAACUCCAAGACUUUCAAUAACGUGCCGAUGCACGCUCCCGAUUACAUGAGCAUGAACACGUUUAAGAGUGAGUUUAUGAAGAUGGACGAGUUUGAUGCUCUCUCGCGUGAUGCCGAUUUUCUCUCUACCGAUGAGCUAUCUCAACACACCACUCCCGACAUGCAGCACAUGGGUAGCUUUGGCACUGGAUAUGACAGCCAGGCAGAGUAUCAAAACUAUGAAGAGGUCACUGCGGCGCACCGCCAAAAGCGCUCGAUGCACCGCCGCACAGAAUCCAUUGCCAGUAUAGCCAGUGCCGCCAGCAUUGCCAGCAUCAACAUUGACGAGACCAAGACGGACACAGGCGUCACGACGGAAGAGAUUGCCCAAUUCAUACGGAGUCCCGAUGCCAGCGAUGGCAAAUGGGUGUGCCUGUAUGAGGAGUGCGGCAAGGAAUUUGGUCGCAAGGAAAACAUCAAGUCGCACGUCCAGACUCAUCUCAACGACCGCCAGUACCAGUGCCCGACAUGCAGGAAGUGCUUUGUCCGCCAACACGACCUCAAGCGCCACGCUAAGAUUCACACGGGCGUCAAGCCUUAUCCUUGCGAGUGCGGCAACAGCUUUGCUCGCCACGAUGCCUUGACGAGACAUCGGCAGCGCGGCAUGUGCAUUGGUGCGUUCGAUGGCGUGGUACGAAAGAUUGUCAAGCGUGGCCGCCCUAAGAAGAACCGACCGGACAUGGAGACGCGCAUGGACAAGUCAGCGAGAACGAGGAGAAAGAACAACUUGUCUAUCAGCUCCAUGUCUUCGUUCUCUGGCUACUCGGAUAGCUCCGUCGCCAACUCUCCCGAGGCCGACUUUGACAUGAAUGACCAGGUCAUGGACAUGGGGCCGAUUGACUCGUCGAUGCAGGGCAUGGCUGCGCUAUCCUCUGCGCCCAUGCCCACUAUGGUGAGCCGCCGAACCGCGGACGUGGCUCCGUCUCCAUCCGUGGCCAGCCUGCACUCAUACGUCUCGCCCGAGGCCAUCAUGGACAAGGAGCCUGCGUCUCCGGCCAGGAGCGCCGCCAGCCACUACCGCAGCCCCCCUUCGCUGAUGCACUCGUCCUCGCCGCCACCAGCCGCUCUAUUUACCGUGGACGGCAACUCCUCCAUGGGAGCCGAUGAGCUGUCUGGCAUGCUUCGUGGAAGCGGCAUGGUCGAGUCGGCAGCAGCAAACACCACCCUGCCAAUGAGCAUUGGCCAGCAAGAAGAAGACAUUAUGCUGCAAUUUACCAAUGACGACGGUCUCAUUCAGCUCGAGCGCGACCCCAGCAUGUUGAUGAUGAACAAGUAUGACGACGAGUUCAACAUGUUUACCAAUGAUGAUGAGCUCUUUUUUGGCACUUCUUCAUGA